AAAUCUCGCUCGCGUUGUCGAAGUUCAGAGGUCGGGUAAAGCCAAGCUCGUGUUUUCAGUUGAGUCCCUCAGCAUAAGCAAUGGCUUCCUUAAGUUGGUUAACGUGCAGGCGGUUUGCUCAGGUCGCGCGGCGGCCGGUGCUGCAGUAUUUGAGGGCUGCAGCGCGUGCACUUCACCGGGGGAGCGCGCGACGCGCGGCGGAGAAAACCCCGCUGAACAAAUCACGAGCGCUGGAGCAACAGUACAUCACUGAACUAGAUAAAGCUGAUGCGCUGAUGCUGCGGAAGUCUCAUGAAACAGGGUUUUUGUCCUGGUUCCGGAACGGUCUGCUAUCCACAGGAAUCGGCGUUAUUGCGUUUGCGCAGAGUGAUGUGGGCCGAGAGGCUGGAUAUGUGUUCUUCAUCCUGGGCGGGGUGUGCGUGUCGUUCGGCGGAGCGUCGUACGUGACCAGUCUCUUGACUCUGAGGAGGAUCAUGCUCCUCUCGCGGGUGACCGUGCUGCUCCACGCGGGCCUGGUGUCCGCCGCCGCCCUCUUCUGGCUGUGCGCCGUAUCGCUCUACAUCGGCCGCCUGGAGCUGGAGAUCAUUCAUGAGGAGGAUGAGGAAGAGCACGGGGGAGAUGAAGGCGGGGAGUGCACAGAGUGCAGGUCUCGACGCGAGAGACGCGCCGCUGAAGAACAAGGCCAAGACAAGUGAGAUGAGAGGAGACUUUGAGUUAAAAUGGCCUUUUCACUGACCCAGAGAUCUGUGUUCACGAGCUGUUUAAAGAGGGAAGGUGAAGCUGGGCUCAGGUCAACAUAACUGUGCACUACUCUAGUACUUGAUUCAUCAGGUUGAGUGAGUUUUUGUUUCUAAUACUCCUGAACAUCAGCUGUAACUUCACAUUGGUCCUAGUAUAUGAUAGUAAUAUUUUCUUGUUGGACCCGGGGUUGUGGUGCUGGAACAUGAAAGUUAAUGUUUAAACUAGCACUUAUCAGGCAACCAGUUAAUUAUACAGCUGUUAUAAAUGGUCAUGUUCACUUUUAUCUAGUGACGUGAUACAGAAAUGUUUUUUUUUUUUUUUUUUUUGGUAAAUCGCUUUACAAUAAGGUUUGAUUUU
Carassius auratus (goldfish) is the source of this 1098-nucleotide messenger RNA. Its product is annotated as transmembrane protein 160-like. Lineage: Eukaryota; Metazoa; Chordata; Actinopteri; Cypriniformes; Cyprinidae. The transcript has 4 exons. Bases 81 to 695 code for a protein of 204 amino acids. The record is from RefSeq and is a predicted model, not a curated record.